AUGUCUGAGAAAGCGGCCGAGCCGCAGAGGUCCACUAUGGACGUGGAGUCAGGAAGAGAAGGCAUUACACAUUGGCAGAUGAUCCUCGACCAGGGUGUCGUCACCAAUGAUAUCGUGAACUGGGAAUAUGAGGGUUCUGGGACAGAGGAGGAUCCCUAUGCUGUCGAAUGGUUACCGAACGACCCUAGGAAUCCCAUGACAUUCCCGAAGACCAAGAAGUGGCUCAUGGCUCUCGCCGUCGCCAACUCAGUACUGGUCGUGUCAUUCUGCUCGUCGGCAUUCUCUGGAGGUAUUCAGCAGAUCAUGAUAGAGUUUAGCGUCAGCCAGGAGAUUGUCACGCUUGGUGUGUCGCUCUUCGUCUUGGGAUUCGCCCUUGGACCUCUGCUUUGGGCUCCCUUCUCCGAGAUGUACGGACGACAGAUUGUCUUCGCCGGUACCUACCUUUGCUUCAUGGCCUUCAACGCCGCGGUUGCUGGUAGUCAAAACAUCUACUCCGUUCUGAUUCUCCGGUUCUUCGCGGCUGCCUUUGGCUCCAGUCCUCUUACCAACGCCGGAGGUGUCAUCGCUGAUUUGUUCACUGCGAACGAGCGUGGUCUGGCCAUGAGUCUCUUCUCGGCGGCGCCUUUCAUGGGUCCCGUUCUUGGUCCUAUCAUCGGCGGUUUCCUGGGUAUGACUGAGGGAUGGCGCUGGGUCAACGGCCUGAUGGCUAUCUGGGCUGGUGUUCUCCUCAUCGUCACCGCCUGCAUCGUACCGGAGACCUAUCCCCCCGUCCUGCUCCGCAAGCGCGCCGAGAAGCUUUCCAAGAUCACCGGAAAGGUCUACAGGUCCCGCACCGACAUUGACCAGGGCAAGAUUUCUCUCAGCGAAGCGUUCGCUACUGGCCUCAAGCGUCCCUGGAUCCUCCUGUUCUGCGAGCCGAUCGUCCUGCUCCUGUCGCUGUACCACGCCAUCAUUUACGGUAUCCUCUACAUGCUGUUCGGUGCUUUCCCUAUCGUCUACCGUGUGGGCCGUGGCUGGAACGAGGGCGUCAGCGGCCUUCCCUUCGUCGCAGUGGCCAUUGGUGUCAUCUCUGCCAUCAUGUAUGUCAUUCUUGUUGACAACAAGCAAUACAUGAAGAAGGUUCAGGCAUCCGGCAAAGGAUACACUACCCCUGAGGCACGCCUGCCCAUGUGUCUGGUUGGCGGUGUUGUUCUGCCCAUUGGUCUCUUCUGGUUCGCAUGGACCAAUUCGCCCGACCUCCCCUGGGCUGCCAGCGUUUGCGCCGCCAUUCCCUUCGGCUUCGGCAUGGUGCUCAUCUUCCUUUCCAUCAUGAACUACCUCAUCGAUUCCUACACCAUCUUCGCCGCCUCUGUCUUGGCUGGUAACGGCAUCAUUCGAUCCGUCUUUGGCGCCGCCUUCCCCCUGUUCACCAAGCAGAUGUACGACGGCAUUGGCAUCCAUUGGGCAUCCUCGGUCCCCGCUUUCCUCGCUGUCGCUUGCAUCCCGCUGCCAUUCCUGUUCUAUAAGUACGGAGCGUCGAUUCGUCAGAAGUGCAAGUACGCCGCACAGUCCGAGGCUUUUAUGGAGAAGAUGCGUGGCCAAGCGGCUGCUCGGGCCCAGGUCGCCGCUGCUGGAGGUGAAUCUCAAGACACCUCUCGUGCCGCCACUAUCGCUGUUGAGGAGGAAGAGGAGGCCGAGCACAACGCUUCGCCUCAAUUUGCCGAGAUGAAGACGGAGAAAGAGACCGAUAACCCUCUCAAGAAGGUCGCGACAGGGCGAUCAACACGAAGCCGCAAGUCGAUCAACCCCGCUGAGGAUUACUAUGACAACCCGUACGAGAUCGACCGUGUCCACACACGAGAGAGCUUUGUGGGCCGUGGGAGGUCCAACAGCACCAAAAGCAAGAAGUCGAUGAAGUAG
Messenger RNA from Boeremia exigua, 1899 nucleotides. RefSeq names its product major facilitator superfamily domain-containing protein. Lineage: Eukaryota; Fungi; Ascomycota; Dothideomycetes; Pleosporales; Didymellaceae. Gene Ontology annotation, molecular function: transmembrane transporter activity. Bases 1 to 1899 code for a protein of 632 amino acids. The transcript is spliced from 2 exons. The record is from RefSeq and is a predicted model, not a curated record. Gene Ontology annotation, biological process: transmembrane transport.